Molecule: messenger RNA, 1110 nt
Organism: Cygnus olor (mute swan)
Lineage: Eukaryota; Metazoa; Chordata; Aves; Anseriformes; Anatidae
Product: protein BTG1-like
Biological process (GO): negative regulation of cell population proliferation; negative regulation of mitotic cell cycle
Cellular component (GO): nucleus; cytoplasm
Source: RefSeq, a predicted model, not a curated record
GCGCGGCGUGGCGCGCCGGCCGGGCGGCCAUGUGGACCGAGGUGUGCACGGCGGCGGCGUUCGUCACCCGCCUCCUGCGGGCCGCCGGCGGUAUCGGCGAGGAGCGGCUGCGGCGCUUCCGGGAGUGCCUGCAGGAGGCGCUGCGCGAGCGGUACAAGCACCACUGGUUCCCCCUGGCGCCCUCCAAGGGCUCCGGGUACCGCUGCAUUAGGAUCAACCACAAGAUGGACCCCUUGAUAGGCGAGGCGGCGGGGAUGAUUGGGCUGAGCCACGAGAGACUCUUCCAGCUCCUACCCAGCGAAUUAACUCUUUGGGUCGACCCUUUCGAGGUGUCCUAUCGUAUAGGUGAAAACGGCUCUAUCUGCGUCCUUUACGAAAGUCCCCAGCCAGGGUAGGAGACGACCAAACCGCUGGAGAGUAGGACCAGCCGUAAGGAGCACAGAUCCAGCCCUUCCGAGAAUUACAACAUGAUGACGGUUUCUAGUUAAGUUCCUGUUCCAACGAUGUAUAUAUAUCCUGGUUUCUGAUAAAAGUAGAUGCGACCGAGAUCUUUAUUCUUUUUUUAUUGGUAGUGGUAGUAUUUUCCACCCAAUAGUCAUUCAAGCCGUAGUAGUACUGCCAAGUUCUUUGUGGCCAAGGGCUAAUGUACAAAGCAGUUCUUUAAGCUGCCUGUUACUCUCUGGAUCACGUACUGUAAAUGCACUGUGCAGUCAGCUGACUGUUUUACACAUUUAUAUUUUCAAGGAAGUACUAGUUAUUUGUAAUAAAAAAGCAAUAUUGUAGCACUCUUGAUGAAUUUUAGUCAAGAUUAGCACUUGGUUUUAAAAAAACUCAACUUGCAAAGCAAUAACACGGGAUUAAAAACAAAUUUAAUGAGCUGCACGUAAAUCUUUCCAGUGACUUGUCUGCACAGAGUUUUCUGAGGGUCGUUCAAGUUUGGCUGUAAGGCAGAAAUAACAAAAAGUAACUUCUAUUUUUUCCUCUUUCAAAGCAUGCAUUUAUAUCAGGGUUGGGUUUCAUCUUGCCCCAACGUUUUGACAGAAGGCAUUGGGGAAAUAGUUAUCUUGUUAUUUCUAGUUAUUGAAGUAGAAUAAUAAAGACUUGUUCAAA